UAAUGUCUCCUUCAAAUUGGAUGCCCUGUGCAGGAUGCUCGUGCCCGAAUCAUCAUUUCCCCCCUCAAAACGCCGUCUCUGAGAAUACCUCUUUCUCAACUAUGGAUCUGACCCGUUUAAUGCGCUCGAAUGACCAGCCAUCACCGGCCGAAGCUGAUGCUAUUCGAGGCAUGAUAUCCCAACACGAGGAGCGCGUCACAACCACAGAUUUACGCAUCUCCUCCCUUGGUGCUUUUCGUGAAGAGAUGAUCAACCUUGUCUCAAAGGCUGAUGAGAUGGUCGCUGCGCUCCGUGGGGAGCGCAAACGAGUUUUGGUGGAGAUACAGGAGAAGAAAAGUCUUCUGAGCGCCGUUCGACGACUUCCCCCCGAAAUCCUGUUUCAGAUAUUUCGCGAAACAAUCGACUUUCCAAUGAAGCGCACGCAAACAGACCGAGACGCCCUUUGGUGGGAUUUUAUCCCUGCUCCGUACUCGUUAUGGACCAUUGAACUGGUUUCGUGGCGUUGGAGGACCGUAGCUCUCAUCUUCCCUGAGCUAUGGUCGCACGUCAACAUUUACAUCACAGAUGAUGAUUUUUCAGAGGGAGAAUAUGGGUUCAUUCGGCGUCUGGGUCUUCAGUUGGCCCGUUCUCAGCAAUCCUUACUCUCCCUCUCUAUAUGCGAUGGCGGCAAUUCCAACUACAAGAAACUCCCAUCUUCCCUCGAAUUACUACUUUUUUCGGUUUCUAACAGAUUGCACGAAUUGCACCUUUCCAUGACCGCGGAGAUGUUCUCUACCAUUCCUUCGCUGCAAUUACCACUGCCGUCCCUUGAAUCUCUUUCCAUUCUUUGCACGAAUGCUGUUAGCAUCAGCGGUUACAGUUAUUUAAAGCUGGUCUGCAAUGCACCCAAACUUCGCGACCUGGCGUUUAUAGAUGUCGAAAAUCCAUCGAUGUCAUUUGAACUUCCAUGGACGCAGAUCACCUGUUGUAGCAUCGCUCAUGCAUGUCACUCGAAUGAAAAUCCAGGACCCGAUCCCACCAGGUUCCUGCAAGUCCUCGGAUUGAUGACGAAUUUAACGAGCUGCGACUUGGUCUGUGAAGCGUACUCGAUUGGAUUUGAAGCUGAGCAGGUUGCAUGUACCAAUCUUCAGGAAUUUGCAAUAAGGUCGUGGCCAAUGAGUCAUAACGCCAUCCCCCAAUUAUUUAGCCGUCUCCUACUGCCGUCCCUCUCCAUCUUCAGAGCAAAGUGCUCGGUGGGGUCAAUUAAGCGAGACAGUGAAGAAACUUUUACAUCCAUCCGACAUGCCAUCAAUGUGUCCCAAAGCCCUCUAAUAGUUCUUGAAUUUGAACACGGUCUCGUCGCAGAAGAAGACCUCCUCUCCAUUCUUCGAACCACGCCUACCCUAGAGCUGUUGAAGCUCGUCGAUAUCGGUACUAAUGCAAUCACCGACCAGACUUUAGACGAACUUACGGUCAGACCGAACGAAGAUCCUAUUAUCCCCCGACUAUCCAGCCUCCACCUCAGUACAAAACUAAGGUUUACAUCACAAACGUUUGUCGCAAUGGUCGGGUCGCGACGGGCCGGCACUGGUUCCCUCGGAGUUGAGAGUCUGAAGUCUGUCCGUGUUUGUUGGUUCACUGAUGAAGACCAUCCGGAUGAAAACGAAGCGUUGGACAUCGUUGUGUUAUCUAGUUUGGACCUGUAUCGCUCGGAGGGAUUGGAAUUCGUCUUAACCACGCAGAAAACCCCUCAGCGGGAGUGAGACUGAACAGUAGGUGCACUGUUCUAUAUCUCUGAAAAAUGUUGUUAAUAAUAUUACAUCGUUUCAGUCCGAGCCGCUUCUAUCCAUACACGUCUUUAAGUACUUUUGUUUUACUACUCUUAUUUGUGCAAGCUCCUUUUAAGAGCUCCACAUUCUGAUAUGAAAGAAGAAUACGACAAACCAUUGGCCCAAAUAGCAAGGGGUCCGAUCACGCUCUUGCACCCUGAUAUGCUCUAUAUAAGCCAUACCAUCUCUUCCAUCAUGUCAUCCUGAUAAGAUUGCGUAUUAAUGAGAGAAG
This is a messenger RNA of Desarmillaria tabescens, 2040 nucleotides long. RefSeq lists its product as uncharacterized. NCBI's taxonomy places the organism in Eukaryota, Fungi, Basidiomycota, Agaricomycetes, Agaricales, Physalacriaceae. The transcript has a single exon. The record is from RefSeq and is a predicted model, not a curated record. The annotation marks the transcript as partial.